CAAUGAUGAAUAGAUUUUGUUUUGAAGCUUUUGAUCGAACAAUGAGGGAUUUGAUGAAAAAGGUUAAUAAGGAUAAUUGUAAAAAACCUUUUGGUGGAAAAGUUGUUGUAUUGGGUGGAGAUUUCAGACAAAUUCUGCCGGUUGUUAGAAAUGGUCCUAGAGCUGCAAUUGUUAAGGCAACAGUUAGUUCAUCAAAAAUAUGGAAGGACUGCAAAGUAUUGAAGUUGACAAAAAACAUGAGGUUGACUAGUGAUACUACAAACCAAUCACACAAUGAACUCAAACACUUUGCGGAUUGGAUAUUGAAAAUUGGGGAUGGUUUACUAAAUGCAGAUGAGAAUGGAGAAGCACACAUUCAAAUACCUGAAGAGUUGUGCAUUUUACAUAGUGAGAAUCCAUUACUUUCUUUGGUUGAUUUUGUUUAUCCAGAUAUAGUUAGAAAUAUUGCAAAUGCUAAUUAUUUUGAAGAUCAAGCAAUCCUUGCUCCAACCUUAGAGAUUGUUGAACAAGUAAAUGAUUUUGUACUAUCUAUGAUUCCUGGUGACUCUAAAACUUAUUUAAGUUCUGAUACACCAUGCAAGUCUGAUGAGGAUUACCAGGUUCAAAGCGAUUGGUUUACAUCAGAAUUUUUAAAUGAUGUUAAGUGCUCUGGGAUACCUAAUCAUUGUCUAAAAGUUGGCGUGCCUGUAAUGCUUUUGCGGAAUAUUGAUCAAGCAAGCGGUUUGUGCAAUGGUACAAGGCUUCAAGUUAAGGAGUUAGGAAAGAAUAUUAUAACUGCCACAGUUAUCACUGGAAAAAAUAUUGGUGAAAGUGUAUAUAUUCCAAGGAUGGAUUUGGUACCUACUGAUUCCGGUCUACCUUUCAAGUUCUCUCGCCGACAAUUUCCUAUUUGCUUAUGCUUUGCAAUGACAAUAAACAAAAGUCAAGGACAAUCUCUUUCCAAGGUUGGGAUGUAUUUACCUCGACCAGUUUUUACGCAUGGCCAACUAUAUGUAGCAAUCUCUAGAGUUACAACAAAAAAAGGUUUGAAGAAGUUAAUCUUUGAUGAAGAUGGGAACACUUGCACUACAACUUUGAAUGUUGUAUAUCCGGAAGUGUUCGAAAAUUUGUAGGGACAUCAAAUACAAACAGCAAAUUCAGAACACAAGGCCUGAUAAUGUCUGCAAUUCUGCUGGUUUUUUGCUUUCUUAGGAGUAUCAACUUUGAAGCCUGUUUUUACUUUAAACUACAUAUAUUAUUGAAUGUUGUCAUUUUGAUGUACAUGGCCUUUAGGUUAUUUUGAUAGUCUGUAAGCCUGUACGUGGUCUUGAGCUAUGGUUUGAAGGAUACAAACUUAACCUUCUAUAUGAAAAUUUAGAAUUAUGAUUACUCCACUAUUAAACGUUGAUUGUAUAACUUAACCAAUUAUUGUAACUCCU
Molecule: messenger RNA, 1418 nt
Organism: Medicago truncatula (barrel medic)
Lineage: Eukaryota; Viridiplantae; Streptophyta; Magnoliopsida; Fabales; Fabaceae
Product: ATP-dependent DNA helicase PIF1-like
Exons: 2
Coding region: 3-1112 (369 amino acids)
Biological process (GO): DNA repair; telomere maintenance
Molecular function (GO): DNA helicase activity
Source: RefSeq, a predicted model, not a curated record